Molecule: messenger RNA, 4224 nt
Organism: Oldenlandia corymbosa var. corymbosa
Lineage: Eukaryota; Viridiplantae; Streptophyta; Magnoliopsida; Gentianales; Rubiaceae
Source: the annotation of a GenBank genome assembly
CACACCACACCACACCACACCACCACCUUCUUCUUCUUCUUCUUCUUUCUUUUCCUUUCCUUUCCUUCAGUCCUUUCAUUAAAUACCAAAAUAUUAGUAAAUCUUUUCAAUUAAUUUCUUUUCUCAAAUUAUAUUUCCCAAAAAAUUAAACAAAAAAAAUUAAAAAGAUAUCUAUUAAGAAGAAGAGGAAUUUCUCUUUCUUUCUCCCUAACUUACUUACCAUAUAAAAGUCGACUAUCCAUACAUGAAAUGAAACUUCCUUAUGAUAUAAACUCGUCCUAUUAUUCUCCCAUGAAGCAUAUCCUUUUUGUUUGUAAUACUCACCGAUAGGAGGAGGAGGAAGAGGAAGAAGUAUUCGAGCAAUUACUACUAUUUAGUAGCGCUUUCUUGUUGAGUUUUUUUCUUCUUUUUUUAGCCGCCACCAUAUAUAUUUUAGCCCAUAACAGACGAGAAAAGAAAAAAGAAAGAUUAACUGUUAAUAAUACACCUGCCCUUUUUCAAUUCGGUUUUGUUUUGGUGAGGGUUGUUGUUGGUUUUCUUGAUUUUUCAUCAUUCUUUGAAUCUUUUGUGAUUUGGGUUCAUCAAAAGAUUGAUAAAUAAAUUAAUAAAAAGUUUUUAAAGAUUUGGGCUUUUUUGGUUUUUGGUUUUUGGUUUCUUGAUUAAAUCAUGUUGUCAAGAUCUUGUUUCAAUCUUCUCAACCUUGAAGACUAUAUCUGUGCUGAUCGAACCCGGAUUCCCAGAGUCAUGACUGUUCCCGGGAUAAUAUCGGAUGUUGAUGAGGCCACUCUGAAUGGUGACAACAAUGGCGGUGGUGGUGAUCACAAGUCUGAGGAGAUGGAGACUGUUUCAUCAUCAGUGAAUCAGGAGAGGAGGAUCAUUGUGGCUAAUCAGUUGCCAGUCAAGGCUUACAGGAAAGGAGAUGGAGAAGAUGGUCAGAAGUGGUGCUUUGAUUGGGAUAAAGACGCCCUUGUUUUGCAACUCAAGGAUGGUUUCCCUGCUGAUGUGGAGGUGGUUUACGUUGGCUGUUUGAAGGUGGAGGUUGAUCCAAUGGAGCAAGAUGAAGUGGCUCAAUUACUGCUGGAGAAGUUUAGGUGUGUUCCUACUUUUUUACCAUUGGAUUUAAUCAACAAGUUUUACCAUGGCUUUUGUAAGCACUAUCUGUGGCCUCUGUUUCAUUACAUGUUGCCUGUCACACCUAGUAAUGGGGUCAGGUUUGAUAAGUCUAUGUGGCAGGCCUAUGUCUCGGCAAAUAAAAUCUUUGCCGAUAAAGUUAUGGAAGUGAUCAAUCUUGAUGAGGAUUAUGUUUGGAUACAUGAUUACCAUCUCAUGGUGUUGCCCACUUUCCUUAGGAAAAGAUUUCAUCGAAUAAAGCUUGGGUUUUUCCUUCACAGUCCUUUCCCAUCUUCCGAAAUCUAUAGGACAUUGCCUGUUAGGGAGGAAAUUUUGAGGGCCUUGUUGAAUUGUGAUCUUAUUGGCUUCCAUACGUUUGAUUAUGCUAGGCACUUUCUGUCAUGUUGUAGUAGAAUGUUGGGAUUAGAUUACCAAUCGAAAAGGGGGUAUAUUGGGCUAGAUUAUUAUGGUAGGACUGUCAGUAUUAAAAUUCUCCCUGUUGGUAUCCACAUUGGUGAGCUUGAAAGCAUUAAAUCAUCUCCCGAAACGGCCGAGAAGGUGAAACAAUUGAAACAGAAGUAUGAAGGGAAAACUUUGAUGUUGGGAGUUGAUGACAUGGACAUGUUUAAAGGUAUUAGCUUGAAAUUUAUGGCAAUGGGACAGUUGUUAGACGAGCAUCCAGAAUAUAGGGGAAAAGUUGUCUUGGUUCAAAUAAUGAAUCAAGCCAGAAGUCGGGGAAACGAUAUCCAAGAGGUACAAAAUGAGAUCAAUAGAGUUGCCAGUGAAAUCAACCAAAGAUAUGGGAUUCCUGGAUAUGAGCCUAUUGUUUGUGUACAUGGCGAAGUUUCCACCCUGGAUAAGGUUGCUUAUUAUUCUAUUUCGGAGUGUGUAGUGGUCAAUGCUGUGAGGGAUGGUAUGAAUUUGGUCCCCUACAAGUACACUGUGUCUAGACAAGGUUGCCCAAAUCUUGACCAGGCCAUGGGUCUUUCAGAAUCUACAACUCAAAGGAAGAGUGUGAUUGUUGUUUCUGAAUUUAUUGGAUGCUCUCCAUCACUCAGUGGAGCAAUCCGGGUGAAUCCUUGGAAUAUAGAUGAUGUUGCUGAUGGAAUGAAUUCGGCCCUGAAGAUGUCAGAUGCUGAAAAGGAGAUGCGCCAUGAAAAGCAUUACAAGUACAUCACUUCUCACAAUGUUGCUUAUUGGGCUAAAAGUUUCAAUCAGGACCUAGAGAGAUCUUGUGCUGAGCAUUACCUUAAGAGGUGUUGGGGCAUCGGUUUUGCCUUGGGGUUCAGGGUGGUUGCUUUGGGUCCUCAUUUCAGGAAACUUUCGGUGGACCAUAUUGUCUCUGCUUAUAACAGGUCUUCAAGUAGGCUAAUUCUGCUGGACUAUGAUGGGACUAUGCUGCCUCAGGAUAGAGUCGACAAAAGUCCCAGUGACGAUGUUCUUGCUCUAUUAAACAGUUUAUGCAGCGAUCCAAGCAACGUUGUGUUCAUUGUUAGUGGUAGAGGGAAGGAUCCUUUGAGUAAAUGGUUCUCUCCUUGUGAGAAACUUGGUAUCUCUGCAGAGCAUGGUUGCUUUACCCGAUGGACAAAGGACUUCCCAUGGGAAUCCAGCAUUUCAACAUUGGACUUGGAGUGGAAGAAAAUUGCAUUACCUGUGAUGGCACACUACACAGAAGCAACUGAUGGUUCUUCCAUUGAACAAAAGGAAAGUGCCAUCGUGUGGCACCACCAAGAAGCUGAUCCCGACUUUGGCGCAUGGCAAGCAAAGGAUCUGCUUGAUCACCUGGAGAGCGUGCUUGCAAAUGAGCCUGUAGUUGUCAAAAGGGGCCAGCAUAUUGUUGAGGUCAAACCACAGGUAUUGGUUUUUUAAAAUGAUUUUUUUCCCAAUCAAAAGCAUGAUUAGUAACAAGCAGCAUUAUUUAACAUACAAGCUGUCAUAAUUGCAGAGUUUAUAUGGCUUAUUUCUUAUUGAUUACACCUUUUUAGCUACCUCUUUUACAGUUGAUCACGCCUUCUAUUGCUUGUAGUUUCUUAUAUUGAUUAAAACCUCUUAACAUUGUAGGGAAUUAGCAAAGGUGUAGUAGUUGAGAAUCUCAUAGCAACUAUGAAAAGCAGAGGAAAGUCCCCCGACUUUUUGUUGUGCGUAGGUGAUGAUAGGUCAGAUGAAGACAUGUUUGAUAGCAUUGCUAGCUGGGUUGCGAAUCAGUCAUCAGCGACGGAUACAGCUGAAGUCUUUGCCUGCACUGUUGGCCAGAAGCCAAGUAAUGCAAGAUACUACCUUGAUGAUACUUUUGAAGUCAUCAAAAUGCUUCAUGGCCUUUCAACGGCAUCAUCACAGUCGCAGCUUCUGUCAAAGCCUCCUCAUUUUCAGGUGUCAUUUGAAGGAUGAUGAACUAAAAGUCGGGAUGAUGAACUCCUGUAUAGGCACCCAUCUAGAGAUAGCAGAUACUUCACUCAUUGUACAGGAAAACAUACUUUUUCUCUCAUAGGUACUGAUGAAAGGCAAUUGCAGGAAAAAAAAAAAUUAACAAUACGUGAAAGUCUCAUUAUUUCCCUGUUGGAUGUUGUGGUAUUUCCACUAUGUUUGACCUCUGGGGAUUUAGUUCUAGCUUUAUGUUUUUUUGGCCCUCCUUAAAUCCUAGUACUCCAUGACAACUAGCAAUUUGUUUGGUAGUUUCUAGGCUAGUUCAUAAGAUUGCUACACUUUAUUCUUCCCUCUCUUUUUCAACUUGAAAAAAUGUUCUUUUCCUCAACUUUCCUCACUUUGAAUUUGAUUGUUACGAUUUUUGACACUGCAUUUUUUUAAUAUUUUUCUGAGUCAUAUUUUUUCUAUCAAACAUUACAAUUUACAAUUUUUCAUGUGAAAUUGUGAACUAUUUUUAAAGGAUUUAAAGGACAAAAAGAAUAUUAUGUUAAUGUAACAAACAUAAUUGUGAGCGGUUUUUAUGCAAAAUAGUAAUUGCUUGAAUUUACAUUUCAUUGAAUAUUUGAAUUUUUAUUUGCAUUUAGUAUCUGUCCUGCAGAACUGUCUGCCGUACGUCGCCUAUCUAUCUCUAUUGAAUGGAUUUGGAGUUAUUUUCAUCAAUUGUAAAUUUGCAAAUGAUCUUCACUUGUG